Messenger RNA from Penicillium robsamsonii, 1155 nucleotides. RefSeq lists its product as uncharacterized. The transcript has 4 exons. NCBI's taxonomy places the organism in Eukaryota, Fungi, Ascomycota, Eurotiomycetes, Eurotiales, Aspergillaceae. The coding region runs from base 1 to 1155 and encodes 384 amino acids. The record is from RefSeq and is a predicted model, not a curated record.
AUGAGUGAGGUUUUCAAGGCAGGCCCCUUGCCAAAGACGUUGCUCGGUCGUCAUCGAGUGCUCUCACCAAAUGCCGGCGUGAGAGUUUCACCUAUUUGCCUUGGGGGCAUGAGCUUGACCAAUACAUGGGAAGGCUUCAUGGGCAAAGCAGACGAUCCCUCCAAGAUUCUCGACGCAUUCUUUGAACAAGGCGGCAAUUUCAUUGAUACAGCGAACAUCUAUCAAUUGGAAGAGUCGGAGAAGGUCAUUGGGUCUUGGAUGGAACAGCGUGGUAAUCGAGACCAAAUGGUUAUUGCGACCAAGUACUCAGCAGGAUACCGCAGUUACAAAUGUGAUGAAGAGCCUAUACAGUCCAACUACACUGGAAAUUCAGUCAAGGCCAUGCAUGUCAGUGUACGUGCUUCGAUGGAGAAAUUGAAGACUGAUUACAUUGACAUCCUCUAUGUCCACUGGUGGGAUUCUGUCACGUCCGUUGAGGAAAUUAUGCGGGGACUGCACUCUCUUGUCAUGGCUGGCAAGGUCCUGUACCUCGGCGCCUCUGAUUUCCCUGCCUGGGUGGUGAUGAAGGCCAACUCUUAUGCUCGCCAGCACGGUCUCACGCCGUUUUCUUUAUACCAGGGAAAGUGGAACGCGGGAUACCGCGACCUGGAGGCCGAAGUGAUUCCAAUGUGCCGUGAUCAGGGUAUGGCCAUCGUACCCUGGGAAGCGUUGGGUGCAGGGAAGUUUUUGUCGAAGGAGCAACGAGAAGCUAAACAAGGGGGCCGUCUCUAUGGACCGCCAGCGGAAGAGGCGCUGAAGGUUUCCGGGAAGCUGGAAGAAAUUGCUAAGCGCGAGAAUACAACCGUGCAAGCAGUGGCCCUUGCAUACCUCCUCCAAAAGACGCCUUACGUUUUUCCAAUGGUGGGCACACGUACGGUGGAGCAUGUCAAGGCACUGGAAGAUGGAUUGAAGAUCGCUUUGUCUAAAGAAGAUCUUGAAUUCAUCGAAGACGCGAUUCCAUUCAAUCCCCUGUUCCCCAUGACAUUUUUGUACACAUUCGGCGGGGAUAGGAAAUACAGCAUCGGUUUAACACCAGCGGACAAUUUCCAAUAUCGAAUGGCAAGCUUCAUGGAUAGUCCUGACCAUCAACCGCCCGUCAAGCCACCAACUAAAUGA